Messenger RNA from Cannabis sativa, 3389 nucleotides. RefSeq names its product putative pentatricopeptide repeat-containing protein At5g43820. Bases 503 to 2194 code for a protein of 563 amino acids. The transcript has 5 exons. Gene Ontology annotation, molecular function: protein binding. NCBI's taxonomy places the organism in Eukaryota, Viridiplantae, Streptophyta, Magnoliopsida, Rosales, Cannabaceae. The record is from RefSeq and is a predicted model, not a curated record.
AAAAAAAAAAAAUACUAUUCCCAAAUAAAAUUAAAAAAAAAAAAAAACACCCUUUUCGUUUUCUCAGUCCUCAAGCUCAAGCCUUCCUCCGCUAACUCACGACCCUUUUGUGCCUUCACUGCCGCUGCCACGGCCGCCGUGACCACCAUUGCUGCCACUGCAGCUGCCUCAGCUUCCACCAAAGACAUUGCCGCUACCCCAAACCCAAAACACCCUUUUCUCCAAGAAGCUCUAAAGUUUUCCUUCGCUAAGCGUUCGCUAUCACUUUGAGGUUCACUCUCUCUAGCCAACUCUUCGGAUCCAGCCGUUGAUUCUUGGAUUGGGGUAUUGUUCCCUUCCAUCCUAGCUGAUUCUCGGAAACUUCUCGGUAUUGGGUUAAGGAGAAAGAGCGUUUGAGGUUAAAGAACAUCGAUGUUUACGCAUUUGGCUUUGGCGUUUUGCGAGUGUUUGAAAAGAAUCUGAGUUAAGUGGAAAUUUCAAUCUUGAUUCACCGGAGAACUUCAUGGCGUUUCUCUGUGCUUCAUGGCGCGUAUUGGGGUUUCAGGCGCAGCACUCCAUAGGGUAUUCCACUCACAUUACCAAAACCAGGUUCUUUUUCCCCUACCUCCGUUCACCGGUUCCAUUUUCAAGCUUAGAUGAUCAAUCAUCUAUUUUGGACGAGGGGUACCAUAUCAAAAACCAACCUCAUUUAGAUGAAAGCUUUGUUCUUGACCAACUCUCUGAUCUAUUUCCCGUACCAAGUAAUACUUUAGCUUCGAAGUCGGAGGGAAAAAAAGAGAUCGUUAGAGCAGUUGAUGGGUUUCUAUUGCCUGAAGAGAAACUGCGUGGUAUUUUUCUUCAGAAUAUGAGAGGGAAGGCUGCUAUAGAGAGUGCUUUAACGAGUGUUUGUGUGGAUUUGGAUCUUGAUAUUGUUGCGAAAGUAGUAAAUCGAGGCAGCUUAGAUGGUAGGAAAAUGGUCUUGUUUUUCAAUUGGGCUAUUCGACAGCCAACCAUUCCCAAAAAUAUUCAAACUUAUCAUAUAAUCCUUAAGGCAUUAGGCAGAAGAAAAUUUCUUAGUUUUAUGGUUGAAGUUUUACAUGAGUUAAAGACUCAAGGGGUUAGUCCAAACUUGGAGACCGUUUCUAUUGUAAUGGACAGUUUCAUUAGGGCUAGACAAGUAUCCAAAGCAAUCCAAAUGUUUCGGAAUUUGGAUGAAAUCGGGUUAGAAUGUGGUACAGAGACUUUGAAUGUGCUUCUUCAAUGUCUAUGCCGUCGAUCCUAUGUUGGUACUGCAAAUUCUCUACUUAAUUCAUUCAAGGGGAAAAUACUGUUUGAUGGUACUACUUAUAAUGUUGUUCUAAAUGGGUGGUCAAAAUUUGGUAGAGUUGGUGAAAUGGAGAAGAUUUUGGAAAUGAUGGUUGCAAAUGGAAUUGAUCCUGAUAGUUUGACGUUUAGUUAUAUUAUUGAGGGUUUUGGGAGAGCUGGUCAAAUUGAUGAUGCAGUUAAAGUUUUUCAGAGCAUGGAAGAGAAAUGUUUGAUCCCAGACACUAGUGCUUACAAUGCUAUGAUUUCUAAUUUUAUAUCUUCUGGGAAUUUUGAUGAAUAUAUGAAGUAUUAUAACUUUAUGUUGAGAAGUAACUGUGAACCAAAUGUUGAUACUUACACCAAAUUAAUUGGUGGUCUUCUGAAAGCCCGGAAAGUAGCUGAUGCACUUGAGGUUUUUGAUCGAAUGUUGAGUAGAGGAAUUAUUCCCAGUACAGGGACUAUAACUUCAUUUAUGGAACCUUUGUGUAGUUUUGGUCCUCCUCAUGCUGUUAUGCUCGUGUAUAGGAAAGCAAAGAGGGUUGGCUGUAGAAUCUCUUUAAGUGCUUUCAAGCUAUUGCUUAUGCGGCUUUCUAGAUUCGGUAAAUGUGGAAUGAUGUUAAGCUUAUGGAACGACAUGCAAGAAUGCGGUUAUUCUUCAGAUAUGGAAGUGUAUGAGUAUGUUAUUAGUGGACUUUGCAACAUUGGGCAGCUCGAAAAUGCUGCACUUGUUAUGGAGGAGUCUUUGAGAAAAGGCUUCUGCCCAAGCAGGCGUAUCUGGAGCAAAUUAAAUGGAAAAUUGCUUGCUUCAUAUAAAGUAGAGAGAGCUUAUAGGCUGUUUCUGAAGCUUAAGGAAGCUCGUUUGAAUGAUAAUGCCCGAAGAUAUUGGCGUUCUAAGGGAUGGCAUUUCUGAAUUUUCAAAAAUGGCAUGUGAAAAAGACUAUUAUACUCUGCCUUGUCAUAACCAACUCUUAAUCGUCGAUCACUCCUUCUGCAUCGCCUCCUGUACCCAGACCACAACCUCUGGUUUCUCCGUUUUUCCAACCAGCAGUUAAUGACCUCAAAGUAGUAGUAGGUUCUGUAAUGGGUUUUCUUACACUGCAGGUUUUGAUGGUGUUUUGUUAUCUGUGACCCCCUUCCCUACCUAAAGAAGACUCUUCGGGGUGUGUAUUCUGCAAGUAGUGCUUCUACUCAUCGGUUGUCAUUACAGUUUCUAGUGCACCCCAGUCUUUCCUCUUCGGCCUCAUCCUUUAGAUAAGCUAUUACUAAUUAGCUAUAAUGAGCAGUUCUAGAUAAAUCUAUCUUAUAUUGACAAAACAGUGCUUAUAGGUUUGUGCUGAAUGCUGAUGGUAUACAAUGAUCUUGAGGAGCUUUUGAAGGCUUUAAUUGAACCUAGCAAGAAACAUGGAUUGCAUGUUAAGUCUAGUGCAACAAUUGAGUAUUCAAAAGGAACAUUUACACAUUUACAUAUAAAUGUGUAUAUUGAAAUACAUAUGUUUUAAGAUGAGCCUGAUUUCUGGUGAACUUUGAGAUACUUGCAUAUGGUUCAUUCUUGGAAAUUUGCUUCUCUUGUCAUAUGCUUCACGGCAAGCCUUGCCUCUAAUUUGGUGCUUUGAUGGAAAAUUACCGUUGCCAUUUUCUAAUAAGAGGCUGGGAACCUUGCAUUCAACAGGGAGCAGAUGUUUUGGAUGAGGAAUGGGAUAAGUUUGAAGAUGAUGUUUUGGGAUUUUGCUUUUUUGGUCUUCAAUAAGCAGUGUCUAUUUUACAGGAUGUCAACUGGUACUUGUAUAUUUAUUUAUGUGGAAACACAAAUUCUACUUUCAGAAUUUGUGAUUGACCUCACAAUUGACGCCACGGGAGAAAAGCAUGUCAGUCCAACAUCUCAAUCAGCUUCUGUUCGAAGGGAAAUACUUUACGAUGAUGGUGCCCUUGGGAAUGUUUCAGUAUUCUCUCAUAUAGACGAUGAAUAUGCAAGAAACUCCCAUUUCAGUGCAGCUGGAGAACUGCUGUAGAAAUAGAAAGUCCAACUCAAGAAUUUUCAGACCUUCAUUAUGGUAAAGGCUCUAACCCCAUCACCAAGGGUGGUCUAGUGGUAAGGCAGACUGUUG